CAUAAGUUGACCAAUCUCGCAGAUCUCUUUCAGUUCCUUUUGAAACCAUUCACAAAGGAGUACCUCUCUUUGAACUUCUCAACAUGUCUCCCAAGAAUAUUCUCAUCACGGGCUGUAACCGUGGGAUCGGCUUGGAAUUCGUCAAGCAAUACCUGACCGGUGCCAACCCGCCCACUCAUCUCUUCGCCACUUGCCGCAAUCCCGACAAAGCGCCCGAACUGGUGGAACUGAGCAAAGCUCAUUCCAAUCUUCACGUCUUGACUCUGGACGUGACCAAUCAUGCCUCUUUUCCCGAGUUGGUCCACUCGAUCAGUCAAGUAGUGGAUCAGGAAGGUUUGAAUUUGGUUCUCAACAAUGCCGGACUUUUACCUUCCGAAAAAGAAGGUGGAGUCACGCCUGAAAAGAUGAGGGAAGCCUUUGAGGUCAAUACCAUUGCUCCUUUGUUUUUGUCCAAGGCCCUGUUGCCUUUGGUGAAAAUUGCGGCCCAAAAGGAUGCUUCGGCUCCCAUGGGCAUAGAGAAGGGGGCUAUUGUUCUGAUGUCUACGGCUGUGGCCUCCAUUUCCGAGAAUUCGGGUGGGGGAAACACGGCUUAUCGUGCGAGUAAAACUGCUCUGAAUCAAGUGAUGAAGAACUUGUCCAUAGAGCUGAAAUCUGAUGGGAUUUUGGUGAUGGCCUUGCAUCCUGGUUGGGUAAUGACGGACAUGGGUGGGCCCAAUGCUCUUAUCAAUACCGAGACGUCCGUCGGAGGCAUGAUUAAGACCUUGAGCGCUCUCACAGACAAAGACCAUGCUUCGUUCCUCAGAUACGACGGGACCGGCAUUGGGUGGUAAAUCAAAUCAUCCGUGCACACCGAAUGAAUCUCAUGUUUUGAAUCAUCAUUGAAUAUGAAUUAUAUUGUGAAUUUUAAA
Tigriopus californicus is the source of this 908-nucleotide messenger RNA. RefSeq names its product C-signal-like. The record is from RefSeq and is a predicted model, not a curated record. The transcript has a single exon. Lineage: Eukaryota; Metazoa; Arthropoda; Copepoda; Harpacticoida; Harpacticidae. Bases 84 to 830 code for a protein of 248 amino acids.